This is a messenger RNA of Beta vulgaris subsp. vulgaris (sugar beet), 2802 nucleotides long. Its product is annotated as protein NEDD1. Gene Ontology annotation, molecular function: protein binding; gamma-tubulin complex binding. Gene Ontology annotation, cellular component: kinetochore microtubule. Lineage: Eukaryota; Viridiplantae; Streptophyta; Magnoliopsida; Caryophyllales; Amaranthaceae. The coding region runs from base 114 to 2453 and encodes 779 amino acids. The transcript is spliced from 10 exons. Gene Ontology annotation, biological process: regulation of mitotic spindle organization; cell plate assembly; regulation of microtubule nucleation. The record is from RefSeq and is a predicted model, not a curated record.
AUUUGGUAUUUCAAAUUUCAAAACCCUCUUGAAAUCAAAAACAAAAUUGGCAUACUUUUUCCACUCCACUCCAUCUCUCUUUCUCUCUCAAACGCACACAAUAGUUGGCAGCAAUGGUGCUGCUAGCUGCCAGCGGAGGCGACACCGUUAAACUUUUCGACGUCUCCGUCGAGUCAGGCGAUCCUUGCACUCUCAGUUACACUCCAUCGCCUGGUUGUCACGUUAACUCCGUUAAGUGGAAUCACACAAAUUUGGUGGUUGCAAGUGCGGGAGAAGAUAAGAAGAUUGCACUUUGGCGUAAAAAUGGCCAGAGUUUGGGGAGUAUUCCCUUUUUAGGGUCUGAAUCUGGUGACAAUAUUGAGGAAUGUAUAUCAUCCAUAAAUUUUAGCAACAAAACCUCUAGAUACUUGUGCUCAGGGGGAAGUGGUCAAGUCGUGAGAAUAUGGGAUCUACAGAGGAAGCGCUGUAUUAAAUGGUUGAAAGGUCACACUGGCUCAAUAUCAAGUGCAAUAUAUAAUUGUAAAGAUGAGCACUUGGCCUCCAUUAAUGUAAAAGGAGAUCUUAUUGUUCACAACCUUGCCUCUGGUGCUAAAGCUGCUGAACUGAAGGAUCCUCAUGGACAGGUGUUAAGAGUACUUGAUUACUCUCGGGUUAGCCGGCAUCUCUUGGCAACAGCUGGCGAUGAUGGCUCCGUGCAUAUGUGGGAUACAACUGGUAGAAGUCCAAAGGUCUCUUGGUUAAAGCAGCAUUCUGCACCUACGACUGGUCUUAGCUUCUCCCCUUCAAAUGACAAGAUAAUUGCUACUGUUGGUCUUGAUAAAAAGCUGUAUACUUUCGACUCAGGUACGAAAAGGUCCUCGUUUUGCACUUCUUAUGAAGCUCCUUUUUCUUCACUGGCGUUCAGAGAAGAUGGCUGGAUAUUGGCUGCUGGAACAAGCAACGGUCGUGUGGUUUUUUAUGAUGUUCGUGGAAAACCACAGCCUUUCACUGUUCUUCGUGCUUAUGGAAAUUCAGAGGCGGUCACAAGUUUAUGUUGGCAAAGGUCAAAACCUAUUGCUGUCAAUGAAAAAAUCUGUACGGCUGAGGUUGCUCUUUUAGGAGGGGCGGUGGAGGACUCAAUUUUAAUGCCUGACCCACUUCCUUCAGCAACCUUAUCCAGUGUUUCACAAACAACAACUUUGCUCGGUCCUCGGCGCUCAAGCUCUGCAGUGGAAUCAACCUUACCUGCAAUAAGUGCUGGAUCUUCAACAAAUAAUAAUUUUUCUUCAGAGGAAACGCCUCAUAGAAGCUCACUGUGGGCAGGUGGAGCAUUGCCAAGGUUGCAUGCUACUCGGAAUUAUAACUUUAAGGAUGACAUGGAUGUUUUUUCCCCACUUGUGGAUGUUCAGCCUAUUACACCCUCACUUGAUAAGUUGUGGAAUGAGCCUGAUGGAGCAAGAAGAGAUCCACCUGGUGAUAAAAAAACCUCCCCACUGUUCCCCAAUCGGAAAUUUACUCUCUCAGAAGGUGUCAGUGAUGUGCACCCAAUUUUUGACUGGAAACCUGGUUCAGCUUCUAAACAGGAUGACAUCCAUUCAAUGCUACCUGGUUCCACUCCCACUGUAUCUUCCAGAAGUGACGAUUCUUCAUCUAUUACUCCUCCAGAAGCGUGGGGUGGUGAGAGACUAUUAGAUAAAUUUUCCCAUCAUCGUCAACCGGGAAUUCUGCCAUCGCGUUUCAGUAUGUCAACAUCUGGCAGCACGUCAACUCUAAUGUUCACCGGAUUGCAAGAUCCAUCUGCAAGUCAGUCAGCCAUGAGUUACUCCGCAAGCGCAAGUCUUAUUUCAACAAAAGAUAUAUCAUCUAGUCAAGAUAAUUCCCCUGGAACUUUUGGACAUGUUCCCUUUAGCGCUCUCUCUUUGAAUCUUGGACCGAAAGCUGUAACCAGCCAGACGAAUCCUGAAGCUAUUGGACCAUCAUCUUUGAAUAUGUCUCGUAGAUAUUCCACCUAUGCUGAGAGGAUAAGUUCUUCCGCGUCCUUUAAUGAUGGUGUUUCUGCUUCAUUGGGCUCGCCUAAAAUAAAGAAAACAGGAGCUGAAACUCGGGAAGAACUUCAGAAUAGCUUGUUGGCCAGAUCUGAUACAACAUAUGCCUCUGCUGAACCAGGGCUGCCUCCGUCUAGUAAUGGAACGCCACAUCUACAGCAGAGAAUACCUCAGGCUGAUCUGCAGCAGGGGUCCUCUAAUUUCACCCUUCAACUAUUUCAACAUACACUUCAAGAAACCCUUUCAUCCUUCCAGAAAUCAAUGCACGAAGAUGUGAGGAACCUUCAUAUUGAAAUACUAAGGCAAUUUCAUAUGCAAGAGAUGGAAGUGUCAGGUUUUAUGAAUUCAGUUCUGGACAAACUAGGUUCACUAACAGAAGAAUUGCAGGAUUUGAAGAAAGAAAACGAACGGCUUCGCCAAUUGCUCUGAAAGUUCAGUAUGUCUUUUUUUUUUUUUUUUGGUGGGGGGUGUUUGGUUGUGGGCUUCCAUUUAUCAAUGCUUUUUUGGUCUGUCUGUAUAGAUGCAUCACUGAGGUUGUGGUGCAAUUUCUUUUUUCUCUUUAAAUUCCCCUCGAUUUCCUGAGUCUAGACUAUCAUUAUUUUUAUUUUUAGUAUUAUUUACUUUUCAGCUAAGCUUAACAUGAAAAUGUGUAAUGGUAGUUAGAGAAAGUGAGUGCUAGGGUUACAAGGCUUUUCUCGAGGGCUUGAAUUGUGUGAAAAAUAACAUAUGCUAAUCAUUUUCAUUUUCCAAUGAAGCUGUUUGGUGGUUGAUUGAGGAA